Cucumis sativus (cucumber) is the source of this 4141-nucleotide messenger RNA. Its product is annotated as protein DETOXIFICATION 44, chloroplastic. The transcript is spliced from 14 exons. The coding region runs from base 689 to 2110 and encodes 473 amino acids. Lineage: Eukaryota; Viridiplantae; Streptophyta; Magnoliopsida; Cucurbitales; Cucurbitaceae. Gene Ontology annotation, biological process: transmembrane transport. The record is from RefSeq and is a predicted model, not a curated record. Gene Ontology annotation, molecular function: antiporter activity; xenobiotic transmembrane transporter activity. Gene Ontology annotation, cellular component: membrane.
AUUUGUCAUUUUUAUAUAAUUUGAAAUUCUCAUUUCUAUAAUUAUACUGUAAAUUGAAGAUGUAAUUGCAAUUACUGCACUCUACUUCAUAAAUAUUUUUCAUGUUACAACAUGCUUUAAAUUCAUGAACUUAUGAGACAAAUCAAUAUUCUGUACUUUUAAAAAUAUUUCAUCAUUUGUCUUGAAGCCCAACCACGCUCAUUUCCACUUCUUUAUGCUACCACUUCAACAUAAAAUUAAUGUCAAUGUUUAUACGUUAUUUUCUUUUUAUAUACUUAUAAGCAUCUGCUUAUCUAACUAAUAUAAGAGUUUGAUUGUAUUAACAACACACCACAACAUACACGUACAAUAAAACCCUAACUUUGUUCUAUCAUAUCUAACUUUGUUUUAUCAUAUAAGAUAGUAUUAAAGGAGGAAUGAAUUAUUUGAAGCGGGAAGGUUGGGGUGGUCGGUUAAGGUGGGCUCCGUUUAACAAAAAUGAGGGAACUUGGGCGAGAUUUCAUAUGUGCUCCACAAAAUAGGCCAACAAUGUGAGAAUCCCGUUAUUUUAGUCAAAAAAGACCCACCAAGAUAUUUCUAUGGCGAGCUGCAAUUCUGUCCAUCGAAAGCUCGUCCUUACAAAUUGCCACUAGUAUUUAUGGUUUCAUCUUCCCCCCCUUUCCACUGUUCCAUUUCUCAGUGACCGGAGAUGGCCACCGGUCUCUCCGUCUAUGCUCCAUCCUUCAAUACCCACACUAAUUUAUCAUUCAAGUGCCAAAUGCUGCGUAGAAACGCCAACUCUGGACUCCGGCUUCCUUAUUUUCCAAAACCUUCUUUCCACAGGAAUCUUACUACUUCUUCCCUCAAGAGUCCGCUGGAAGAAUCGAAGUCUACACCCUCAUCCGAUCAGGUCCCUCCAAACAGACCCGACAACAAUUCGUCCAAGUCCUUCCUCUCUGCGUCUGUAAAUCGAUUUAGAGAUGCUGCUUUUAAGUUUGAUGAACUUGCGCUGGACAUAUUGGCGAUUGCAUUGCCUGCUGCACUGGCUUUGGCUGCUGAUCCAAUUGCAUCGCUGAUUGACACAGCUUUUGUUGGUCAUAUAGGAUCUACUGAAUUGGCGGCGAUUGGGGUAUCAGCUUCAGUAUUCAAUUUGGUGUCGAAGUUAUUCAAUGUUCCUUUACUCAAUAUCACUACUUCAUUUGUUGCUGAAGAGCAGGCAUUGAUUAAUGCCGAUGAGAAAAAUAUUGUUCAAACAGAUAUUGAUGCCAUUGAAGAGACACGAGAAAAGAAGCUUCUUUCCUCUGUAUCCACUUCUUUAGCACUUGCUACUGGUCUUGGAAUUGCUGAAGCUGUUAUGCUGUCUCUUGGUUCAGGGACUCUAAUGGAUAUCAUGGGUAUACCUGUUGAUUCAUCAAUGCGUGCACCUGCGGAGCAAUUUUUGUCUCUGAGAGCAUUUGGUGCUCCACCUAUUGUAAUUGCACUUGCUGCACAGGGCACUUUUCGUGGAUUUAAGGAUACAAAAACACCAUUAUAUGCUACUGCUGCUGGUAAUUUACUCAAUGCAGUACUGGAUCCAUUGUUGAUAUUCUUUUGUGGUUUUGGCAUUGGAGGUGCUGCAAUUGCUACUGUGAUAUCUGAGUAUCUGAUUGCUUUUGUUCUUCUGUGGAGAUUAAACGGAGAAAUAUCUUUUACUCUUUCAAGCAUUGAUGGGGGUAGAAUUGCGCGCUAUCUCCAAUCUGGUGGUCUCUUGAUGGCCCGGACAUUGGCUGUCCUUGUAACCCUGACUCUAGCCACAUCCAUGGCGGCUAGAGAGGGUCCUGUACCCAUGGCCGGUUAUCAAAUUUGUGUACAAAUAUGGAUGGCUAUAUCUUUGCUUACUGAUGCUUUAGCGUUGGCUGGUCAGGCCUUAUUGGCAGGCAGCUUCACCUUACAAGACUAUGAACAUUCGCGUCAAGUGAUUUAUAGAACUUUGCAGAUUGGUUUGAUCUCAGGAAUUUCUUUGGCGAUUAUCUUAUUCCUGGGAUUUGGCGCAUUUUCUGGUUUAUUCAGUGCCGAUGCAGAAGUCCUAGAAACUGCACGAUCUGGGUUGUUGUCAUAUUUUUGUAGUUUGUUGCUGGAUCGCAACCAGUAAAUGCACUGGCCUUCGUUGUAGAUGGGCUCUACUAUGGAGUUUCGGACUUCGGAUAUGCAGCAUACUCCAUGGUGCUUGUUGGAUUGGUUUCUUCUAUUUACCUGCUCGUGGUCACUCCCACAUUCGGUCUCCCUGGGGUUUGGAGUGGAUUGUUUCUGUUCAUGAUGUUGCGUUUAGUAGCUGGAGUCUGGAGAUUAGGCACGAAGAGUGGGCCAUGGGAGUUGGUUUUCAAUGAGGUCGACGGAAAAAGUGACUGACUAAAAGGCUUCUUGAACUUCGUAAAGCUCAUCACUUAAAGGGGUUGAAUACCACGAGGAUUUGGAUAUGUUCCCUAGCUUUUUGAAAGCUCCACCAACUCUGACUCUUUACUGAUAUGACAGCUUUUAAUCUGUUAACCAGAGCUCCCCUCAUCAAUGCAACAGUUCCCGAUCAUGUCAGACAGUUCGCCGCAAUAUCCACCGAAUGAGGUUUUCUUCUUAGUCUCAAUCAUUAAAAUUAACAUGGAGAGGGUAAUUGUUUUAUUAUUCGUUAAUUAUGUACUUGAAGGAACGAAUUCAAAGUUGUAAAUGUAAUCAAGAAACAAAUGAACAUUGAUACUUCAUUCUAAUAUCUCAUGUUAUUGAAGGUGCACAAAAGAACAGGGGUCUACAAAAAGGAGAAGAAAAUGAAACUAGUAUGUACGCUCAAAAGAGAAUAUAAUUGUAACCAAAAAAAAAAAAAAAACUACCCUGCCUAAACUUUCAAUCUUCAUCCAUGGAAGCAUAAAUCAAGCCACUUUCGUUCCUCCUCCAACCCAAAAUCAUAAUCAGGUCUCAAAAACUCAAAGUUGUUGCAAUCAUCAACUCUCUGGUCACCAACUCCCAUGUGUUUUUGCCGAUCCAGCAACAAACCCAGAUCACGGUUGAAGGCCAUACAGUCUCCGUAGCUCUCAAUCUCCAUUGGCUUUGCUUCCAUCACCGUCGCAGACCCGAGAUCGCCGAUCUCCCACCCGGCUGGAAUCCAGUACUCCAUUAAAGAACGAAGAAGAAGAGGAGGAAGAAGCAACAGGAGAUAUCGUAUCAGAAUGCUCUGACGUUAAUGGUUUCAUAAGAGGAGAAGAAGAAUCAGGAAAAUUAAGACGAGCGAACGGGCCAUACAUGGCUUUGGCAGCUUCAUCAUAAGCAUGAGCUGCCUGGUGAGCAGUGGAGAAAGUGCCAAGCCAUAAACGAGUGCCUUUCUUCUUCAAACGGGUAUUAUUAUUACUUGCAAUUGGCUCUCUAAUUUCAGCUACCCAUUUUCCCCAUGUCCUCUGUCUAACACCUCUAAAAUUGCAAUCUGAAUUCUGAGGUCCUCCUUUCCCUCUCAUGCAACCUUUCUUGGAGCCCUUAGCUGGAACUUUACGAGUUUCCUCUACUCCUCCAUCUUUAGCCAAAUCCUCCAAUUGAUUAUUCAACUUCUUCCACUUGUUUAGAGUGUCCACUACUGAAACAUACCCAUUUCGCCUCUUUCUUGAUGUUUUUCCUCUAAAAUCAAACAACAUAAGAGAACUUAUAAGAACAAAUCAUUGAAAAAAAACCAGAUGGAGAAAAUCAGAAAUAGAAAAUCAAAAGUUUGGACGGAGAAGAAAGGAAAAAAAACUAACCCACUAGAAUUCUCAGACGUCAUGCGCUUUCUUCAAACUCCUCUCACUGAUUGAAACGAAGAAAAACAAUGGUUUUGCCUUUGGUUUGGGAGUUUUGUUUUUUGGGUAAAUAAGAGUUUUAGAAGAGAAGAUAAGCAAAAGGGGAAUGGAGAUUAAAGAGAAGGGGUUUUAUAGGCAUCUAUAUCUAUGAUGAAGAAGGAAGCGAAAAAGGCAAUAUGAAGGUUUGGGAAAAUAUCCAAAAGAUUGAUGACGUGAAGAGUGUUGAGGGAGUGGUGGGGAAUUCAGGCCAUCUUGAGAGUCACAUCCAAGGAGAUCGUACGUGGUGUUUUGUGUUUCUUUCGUUUUCUUUCUUAGCCACGAAGUUUCUUUUGUUUUUUUUUCUUUUUUACCUUAAAUUACAUAUUUGGUCA